AUGAUGUCGAUAGAAAAGAAAAAAGAAGAGUCAUUAACGCCAGCGCCUUCGAAUGUUGGCCAGGUCGAGGAAGGCUCUCAUGAUGCCGUCUUUGGUGAUAUCAGAGGUGAUGGCCCAAACUAUCGAAAUGUAGGAUGUCUGGGCACGGCGGUACUGAUGAUGAAAACCCAAAUUGGUCUCGGAGUCCUAUCAAUCCCCACAGCCUUCGAUGCCCUAGGGGUGGUUCCCGGCGUGAUUGUUCUCUGUGCCAUUGCUGCCAUCACGACAUGGUCAGACUACAUUGUCGGUGUCUUCAAGCUGAGGCAUCGUGAAGUCUAUGGCAUUGACGAUGUCGGUGAGCUUCUUUGUGGCAAGCUCGGUCGAAUCGUCCUGGGAGGUGCCUUUAUCCUUUGGUGGGUCUUUGUCGCCGGCUCGGGUAUGCUGGGUAUCUCCAUCGGUCUCAACGCCGUCUCCUCCCACGCCACUUGCACCGCCGUCUAUGUCGCCAUUGCCGCCAUCGUCGCAUUCCUGUUUGGCAGUAUCCGGACAUUAGGACGCAUCUCGUGGCUUGCGUGGAUUGGUCUCUUCUGCAUUCUGACUUCGAUUCUGAUCGUGACCAUCGCCGUCGGUGUCCAAGACCGUCCCGCUGCUGCGCCAAUAGAUGCCAUAUGGGUCUCCGAUUACAAAAUUGUGAAGAGCGAUGCCACAUUCACCGAGGCUAUCACCGCGGUCACAACAAUCGUCUUCGCCUACGCCGGCACCCCGGCCUUCUUCUCCAUCGCAUCUGAGAUGCGGGACCCCUCCCACUAUAACCGGGCCUUGGUCCUCUGCCAGUCGCUGGUGACGGUCUUCUACCUCGCAAUUGGCAUCGUGAUCUAUUAUUAUUGUGGAUCUUAUGUCUCCUCUCCUGCCCUCGGUUCGGCUGGUCCGACCGUGAAAAUCGUGAGCUAUGGCUUCGCGCUUCCUGGUUUGAUUGUGAGCACCUUGCUCUUUGUCCACAUCACAGCCAAGUACGUCUUUGUUCGCCUCCUCCACGGCUCGCGGCAUCUGGUAGCAAACACCGUUACCCACUGGAGCGUGUGGAUUGCAUGUACAUUCAGCACGACCAUCGUCGCCUAUAUCAUUGCCAGCGCGAUUCCUGUCUUCGGGGACCUUGUCUCACUCGUUGGCGCCUUGCUUGGUACGCCUAUGUGCUUCCAACCGAUGGCCGGCAUGUGGCUGUACGAUAACUGGCGCAAGGGCAAAAACCACCGAACGACGAUGUGGAUGCUCAUGGUCGCUUGGUGUGUCUUCAUCAUAUUUGCUGGCACAUUUCUGAUGGUCGGAGGUACGUACGGGUCCAUUGUCACAAUUAUCGACAGUUACAAAGCGUCGGGCGGAUCAGCUGCUUGGCCGUGCGCCGACAACAGCUCGUAG
Messenger RNA from Penicillium maclennaniae, 1395 nucleotides. RefSeq lists its product as uncharacterized. The record is from RefSeq and is a predicted model, not a curated record. NCBI's taxonomy places the organism in Eukaryota, Fungi, Ascomycota, Eurotiomycetes, Eurotiales, Aspergillaceae. Gene Ontology annotation, cellular component: vacuolar membrane. Gene Ontology annotation, molecular function: amino acid transmembrane transporter activity. Gene Ontology annotation, biological process: amino acid transmembrane transport. Bases 1 to 1395 code for a protein of 464 amino acids. The transcript has 5 exons.